Molecule: messenger RNA, 1476 nt
Organism: Chelonus insularis
Lineage: Eukaryota; Metazoa; Arthropoda; Insecta; Hymenoptera; Braconidae
Product: leucine-rich repeat-containing protein 59
Exons: 4
Coding region: 193-1164 (323 amino acids)
Molecular function (GO): protein binding
Source: RefSeq, a predicted model, not a curated record
CAAAAGUACAUUUAGAGAGAAGUCUUCUCUCUGGUACACGUAACUUUUACUGUAAUUAAAAGCCCAUUUGCCAACGUGUACGAUAAGUUGGAUUCAAAAUUUUGAUAAAACAUUUAGAACAACCUUUUUUUGCGUCAAUUUUCUAUUUUAAUAAAAUUAUAUUUUAAUAUAAAUUGAAAGCUACUUACCAAGAUGACUGUAAAAAUUAAAGUAAAGGAUAAACUGGAAGAUGAUAUUUUGGAUUUAAGUUUUUGUGAUUUGCGUGAAGUUCCAAUUAAAGAAAUUGCACCAAUUAAAAAAGCAUCUCAGUUGGAUUUGUCAAACAAUCAAUUAGUUUCAUUACCGAAUUCAAUCAUCACUCUAAGUCAUAUUGUAAAGCUCGUUCUCAGUAAAAAUAUGUUAACUGAAAUACCAGAAAAUAUUGGAGAAAUGCGUCAAUUGAGACAUUUAGAUCUUUAUAGUAAUCAGAUUAGUAGGCUCCCAUUAAGUAUGGCUGAAUUAAAAAAUCUUAAAUGGUUAGAUCUCAAGGAUAAUCCUCUAACAUCAGCUGUAGCAAGUGUUGCUGGACCUUGUAGUAAUAGCAAUGAGUGUAAAGCUUGUGCUCGUAAUAUUGUAUCGUACUUAAUACGUAUAAAACAGUCAAUUGAAGAUGAAAAAUUAAAACGAACUACCGUAAAUAAUACAAACGAAGGAGCAGUAAAAAAAGAAAGUAAAAAGAAAAAAAAGAAAAAUCUUGAUAAAGGAGAUAGUGCAAAAAGUACGGAUAAAGUAUCCGAGGCAUUAAUUGCCGAAAAAUUAGCAACUGUAGGGGCUUCUGAUGAAAAAAAAAAUGAGGUAAAAAACUAUCUUAAAAAUUCGGAACACUCAAAUAAUAGAAAAAUAUGUAGUCUACUUGGUAAAAUUUUUUAUUCAACAAUUUUAUCAAUUUUAAUUGCAAUAUUGUUCAUACCAUUAGCAUUAAUAUUAUUGCCUAAGUAUGAUCAGUCGCUUUCAAAUGAUUUGAUGUCUUACUUACAAACUCAAACAAAUUUACCUGCGAAACAUUAUCAGGAAAUAGGUAUAAAGAAGUUCAAUGAAAUUUUAGAACAGAUACUAAUAAUAUUUGACAAUUUAAAAAUAUUAACUAUAGACUAUUAUGAAAAAAUUAUCAGCAACUUUAAAUAGAUAACUUUUUCACAGUUACAAUAAUAAAAUUAAUUGAAUAUUCCUGGAAAUGCUGAUAUACAAUCAGCUAUUGAAAUUUUAUUCGAAAAAUUUUUGACUUCGAAAAUAAUCAAUUGACAUUCGUAGAUAAGCUAAAAAUUAUUUUAUUGACUUUGAUGUAAUUUUAUGAAAAUUUAAUUAUUUUCACCUAUUCACGUAAACAAUAGAAUAAACAAGUGGAAUGAUAGUCCAGGAGAAUUUUUGUUCUUUCUAAUGAAAGAUGAAAAUCGCCACCAAGUGGCUCAAAGAAAUAUUUUAAAUAAUGUGUAAUAA